Molecule: messenger RNA, 2102 nt
Organism: Tachysurus vachellii
Lineage: Eukaryota; Metazoa; Chordata; Actinopteri; Siluriformes; Bagridae
Exons: 10
Coding region: 194-1702 (502 amino acids)
Biological process (GO): regulation of transcription by RNA polymerase II; anatomical structure development
Molecular function (GO): DNA-binding transcription factor activity, RNA polymerase II-specific; RNA polymerase II cis-regulatory region sequence-specific DNA binding
Source: RefSeq, a predicted model, not a curated record
CGCUAAUAUAUGGUUCAGGUUGUUAGUUCAGCUCGUUGCAUAUAUGUUUAUGUUAUAUGCCUAGAACAUCUUUGAGUUGUUGCCUCGUUACUAAGUUACCUCGUUACUAAUAUACCUCGUUACUAAGUUACCUCGUUACUAAGUUACCUCGUUACUAAGUUACUAAGUUACCUCGUUCCUUUUUUAGGUUAACAUGGCAAAAAAAAUAAACCUCUCCAACAUGGUGAUUACAUGCGAGUGGUCAUCGUGCACAUUUAAGGGCCACAGUAUGGAGGAGCUGAGUGAUCACAUGUCUGUACAUUUGAAGGAGCAUCUUGGGGAUGGAGACACCAUGGAAGAGCUGGAUGAUUAUCAGUGUUUGUGGCAGGGCUGUGAGUUCCUUGCUAUGGGAAGUCCUAAUGAGCUCAUUGCCCAUGCACACUUCCAUAACUUCCACAGCAAACUGAAGUUCAUCGGGACUCAACUGCUCCAGUCCCAUCCUGAGCUUCCGAGCUGCUCUCAGGAUCUGCACAGCAACAACCUGGUCACAGACAUCUCUGAAGGCUUCGUGUGUCAGUGGGAACACUGUGAUAGUUCUUUUAACAAUCCCGAGUGGUUUUAUCGCCAUGUGGACAUGCAUGCUCACUGCACGGAGUUACAGCCGCUUCCCGAUCAACAGCAGGCUCUCUUCUGCAGCUGGAAAGGCUGUGACGCCUUCUUUAAGAUCAAGUAUCGGCUGCGCGAGCACCUACGCAGUCACACUCAGGAGCGUCUGGUGGCCUGUCCAACCUGUGGCUGCAUGUUCUCCAGCAACACCAAGUUCUUUGAUCACAUUCAAAGACAAGCUGAGCCAGAGGAUUCUCUUACGUGUGCCCAUUGCGAUAAAGGCUUUGCUAAUGAAAGACUGCUGAGAGACCACGUACGGCAGCACGUGAAUCACAUAAAAUGCCCACUCUGUGACAUGACGUGUACAUCCCUCUCUACCCUGAAGAUCCACAUCAAAUUUCGCCAUUGUGACGAGCGCCCUUUCCCCUGUGACUUCUGUGAGAGCAGCUUCAAGAAUCAGCAUGAUCUGAGGAAGCACAUGGAGACCCACAACGAAGGAGCGGCGUACCACUGCACGGUAGAGGGAUGCGGGUACUCUUCUCGCAUGGCUCACACCAUGAAACAGCAUUAUAAAAGAGUACACGAGCAGGGGAACAUGGUGUCCAGGUAUAAAUGUCAUCUGUGUGACAAGAACUUUUCAUGGUGUUACACUCUGACCCUUCACUUGAGAAAGAAACAUCAGCUCAAAUGGCCAUCAGGACAUUCCCGCUUCAGGUAUAAAGAAGAUGAGGACGGCUACCUGCGCCUGAACAUGGUGCGCUUUGAGACUGUUGAGGUAACAGAAGAGCUAAUAAAGAACAUGGCAGAAAAACGCACACCUCGCAAGCUCUCGGGCUCGACUUCUCAGACUAAGAGACCAGCGCUACAGGCAGAAAGCAUGAACGAUGUUCCAACACAGUCUUCCUACCCCUCGUCUUCAUCCUCCUCCUCUUCCAUGACGGUGCUUAUGAACGACAACGACAGUGCGGUAAAGGACAGAGCACCAGUGUACUGUAUAUUGAGCACAGUGACGGAGAUGAACAGGGAUCAAGAGAACACGUCAGACUCAGGGAUGGAGUCAGGGGCAGUGAGAGCUCUGGCGGCUGUAGCUCGAGGGCUGGGUAUGGAUGUAGUGUGAGGAGAUGUUACAUCCACAAAUCACUGCAAACCACCAUUACUGUUGUACUGCAUCUAAUUUAGUCUUACACAAGCAAAGCAAAAUAUUUGGGUUUUCUUAGCAGGUUAGCAACUUUAGGCUAUUUAAAAGUUCCUCUUUAAAUCGUUACAAUUGAUUUUAUUAUAAUAAAUUACUUUUUCCACUUGGGAAUUUUUGUUUCUAAUGCUGAUUGUAGAUUCAGAUUGUUGACAUCCAUCUGCUUUUUAAAUUGUUUUGCAGUUGUUUUAGAUGACGCGUUGUAUUUAUGGGUUUUUACAGUGUUUAUAAUAGUUUUGAAAAAAAAAAAUUGAACAUGUAGUCGGUUUACAUUAGCUGACAACACUAUUUAUUUAUAUUUAUUUUGUAUUGUAAAUGUUGCACC